AUGGCUCCUGACCGCAUCACCAAUGCUAUCGACAGCUUGAUAACCCACAUCGUCCCUAGCGAUCCCAACGAUAGCGAAGAAGCCGCACAAGAGCGCCACGACACCUGCUUCGAACUUGUCAAGUCUAUUUUAGACAGCCCAUCCUCCCCCGCCAUUUCGUCCGACGUCAACCAUGCCUCCGACCUCAUAAAGCGGAAGCUCAUUCAAAGCAACCCGAGCCAGGCCCUCCGAUUCUCGAAUCUCUACUCCAGACUCCUAUCCUUACCCGUCCUCGAGCACAAGUGGGCAAUCCUCUACCUACUCUACCAGCUUGCCGACUCCCCGGACCCAAAUGAGCCCCUCCCGCUUAGCCCUGUGAAGCCAUCGGCGCCUAACUACCGAGACGCAAUCAGUCGGGACGUGAUCAAACGGCAAGGUCGAGAACGGUCAUCAAAAACAACCAAACAUGAGGAGGACCAGUUCAAGGAGGCAUUCCAGCCCGAAGGCCUGAAGAGUCUUCCACCCAAGGUCAAGGAGGGGAAGCAGGUUGAUGAGGAUGGAGAACCGCGGCCUGAAGCCCCCAAAAGAGACGUUUCCUUGAAGUCAACACUCUUGGCGAACAACUACUCGGAGAUCGAUCCGCCAGAAUCAGUCAUCCUCCGAGACCUCCCGUUCACCCUCCAAGGACUUUCCUCCACAACAUUACCCUUUGCGAAACAAUAUACCCUAAAACUCCCCCCUACUCUUCCCUUACCGCUCGUUUCUCUUCUCCACACCUUGGCAGAGCCCUCGUUGCUUUUCCGUGGUCUGGAUGAAUUCUGCAAGAGCCCCGCCAAGGGACUACUAGCCCAGAGCCUACGCGCUGCCAUCGGUGCCGAGUUACGAUCCUAUCUUACCUUGAUCGCCACCUUGGAAGGUCAAAUACGCAGGGCCUUGGCGUCGCUUGACGAGGACGCACCGCGUGCGGGUAUUGGAAAGGCAGGCGUCACCUUGAAAAGGUGUGUGGUAUGGACGCGAGAGGCGACAAUGGGACUGAGGUUGAUGAGUCUUAUUGCGGAAGAGUCUGAGAAGAAGAAGGGUGGACAACUCGUAUCCUUGAUACACAGUUUCUCCUCAUCACACGGAGAUCCUGUAGUGGCUGCCUUUGCCGAAAGACUACUCGCGAGCUUCACAAGACCAUUCUACGAUAUUCUGCGACACUGGAUCUACGACGGUGAACUCUCGGAUCCUUACGAGGAAUUCUUUGUAAGAGAGAAGGCACCGAGCAAAGAUUCCUCCAAGGGCAACGUCUGGGAAGACAAGUUUGAGAUUGACAAGGACAUGAUACCCAGCAUCAUCACCCAGGACUUUGCCCAAAAGGUCUUCCUGAUUGGCAAGUCGUUGAACUUUAUCCGACAUAGCUGCGGCGACUCGCUCUGGGUGGAAGACUACUCGAAAGCUGCAUCCAAGGAGUUGACGUAUGGCGAUACGGCCACGCUAGAGACAUGGAUCGAUGAAGCUUACAAGACUACCAUGAAGCGUCUCAUUGAGCUGAUGGCAAACAAGUUCCACCUGUUUGAGCAUCUGCAGGCAUUGAAGAAUUACAUCCUUCUUGGCCAGGGCGACUUCAUCGCUCUGUUGAUGGAAUCACUCGCCGCCAACCUGGAUCGUCCAGCAGGCGCGCAGUACAGGCACACCCUGACAGCACAGCUAGAGCACGCAAUCCGGGGAUCCAAUGCCCAGUAUGAUUCCCCAGAGGUCCUUCGACGGUUGGAUGCGCGCAUGCUGCAGCUCUCCCACGGCGAUAUCGGCUGGGACUGCUUCACGCUCGAGUACAAGAUUGACGCCCCCGUCGAUGUCGUGGUCACGGAAUGGGGCAACAGGCAGUACCUAAAGGUUUUCAACUUCCUAUGGCGUAUCAAGCGUGUUGAGUUUGCCGUCUUGUCUACUUGGCGCAAGUGCAUGACGGGUGCCCGCGGCGUGUUGCAGAACUCCGACCCUGCGGUGGCCCAGACGUGGAAAUCGACCCGCGGAGUGCUGGCCGAGAUGAUACACUUUGUGGGCCAACUGCAGUACUACAUCCUUUUCGAAGUCAUCGAGUCGUCUUGGGGUGAGCUCCAGAAACGGAUCCAAAAGGAGGACUGCACGCUGGACGAUCUCAUCAAGGCUCACACUCGUUAUCUCAACGAUAUCACGCACAAGGGCCUCCUCGGCGCCAAGCAAGAUGAUCGCACCUCUUACAUGGUCCAGCUCGGCGAGAUCCUGCGGCUGAUGCUCAGGUACCGGGAAUCGGUCGAUGGAUUGUACAGCUGGAGCGUGUCGGACUUUACGCGGCGCCAAGAGGCCGACGUCCGUAGCACGACACGGCACGACGACGACGCCGCCAUUCCGCCCGCCGACCAGGUGGCGUCCGAGUUUCCCGUGCUGCAAGAGCGGCUACGGCAGCUCGGCUCGUGGUUCCGCCAAAGGCUCCAAAUUCUAUUGGGCGACUUGGCGUACCAACCGGACGUGGAUAUGCGUUUCUUGGGUGUGGCCAUGAACUUCAACGACGUUUACCAGCCCACGAGAAAGAAGACCAAGGUCGCGCCAUCAGGGGGCGCUGUUGCGGCGAGUGCCUCCAAGGGAUGA
Messenger RNA from Ilyonectria robusta, 2586 nucleotides. Its product is annotated as Spc98 family-domain-containing protein. The transcript has 2 exons. Lineage: Eukaryota; Fungi; Ascomycota; Sordariomycetes; Hypocreales; Nectriaceae. Bases 1 to 2586 code for a protein of 861 amino acids. Gene Ontology annotation, molecular function: microtubule minus-end binding; gamma-tubulin binding. Gene Ontology annotation, biological process: mitotic cell cycle; microtubule nucleation; cytoplasmic microtubule organization. The record is from RefSeq and is a predicted model, not a curated record. Gene Ontology annotation, cellular component: spindle pole; centrosome; gamma-tubulin small complex.